Penicillium cataractarum is the source of this 1185-nucleotide messenger RNA. RefSeq lists its product as uncharacterized. Gene Ontology annotation, molecular function: N-acylphosphatidylethanolamine-specific phospholipase D activity; zinc ion binding. The record is from RefSeq and is a predicted model, not a curated record. Gene Ontology annotation, cellular component: membrane-bounded organelle; cytoplasm. The transcript has 4 exons. Gene Ontology annotation, biological process: N-acylphosphatidylethanolamine metabolic process; N-acylethanolamine metabolic process. The coding region runs from base 1 to 1185 and encodes 394 amino acids. NCBI's taxonomy places the organism in Eukaryota, Fungi, Ascomycota, Eurotiomycetes, Eurotiales, Aspergillaceae.
AUGGGAUCAACCACUACUGGCGUGCUGUAUGCCCUCAGUGUGGCCACCUCACCGGCCAGACCUGCCCCAGAAGAUGCUUCGGCGAAGAGUCAUCAUGCGAAAUCGGGCUAUAGGAACCCCUGGGACUCAUGGAAAGAUGUCACCAUGAAGAUUCCUGCCGAAAUUCUGAUGCGUCGCUUGAUGGGCAAGGCAAAUGUCCCUAAUACAACUGCGCCGACAGUCCCCGUCCGCAAGCCCGAAUUCCUUCCGAGUCGAGAAACUCCUAACCUCCGCGCAACAUGGCUCGGACACGCCUGCUACUAUGUCGAAUUCCCCGGUGGCCUGCGGGCACUCUUUGAUCCCGUACUAGAAGAACGUUGCGGUCCUUACAACAUGUUGGGCCCGAAGCGAUUCACGGAUGCCCCGUGCAAGAUCAAGGACAUCCCCAUGAUUGACGCAGUCUUCAUAUCUCACAAUCAUUAUGACCACCUCUCAUACCCCGGAGUUAUGGAGAUCGCGAAGCGACACCCGAACUGUCACUUUUUCGUUCCAUUGGGCGUAAAGGCCUGGUUCAAGAGCUGUGGUAUUAACCAGGUCACCGAGCUGGACUGGUGGGAUGAGCGUGAUAUCACACUGUCACCUUCGGAGCAAAAGGAGGUUAAGGUCGAAGUAGUUGGAGAUGCUGCUUCCACUGCAGCAGGGAUCAAGGCGCGGAUCGGGUUCCUACCCUGCCAGCAUGUUACCGCUCGUACCCCAUUCGAUCGGCACCAAACUCUCUGGGGCUCCUGGGCCGUUGAGUCUGGAGGCAAGCACCUUUACUUCACAGGCGAUACUGGAUACCGCACUGUCCCUGAAGUGCCUGAGGGAGAAGACGAUCAUGAUCCUAAGUACGAUUUUCCCAUCUGCCCUGCUUUCAAGCAGAUUGGUGAGUUCCGUGGACCAUUCGACUUGGGACUGAUCCCCAUUGGUGCAUAUGCCCCUCGCCAUAUGUUCAGUUCUGCACAUGUGGAUCCCCAUGAUGCGGUGCAUAUUUUCCAAGAAACCAAGUGCAAGAAGGCAUUGGGUAUGCAUUGGGGUACGUGGGUGCUCACCGAGGAAGACGUGCUCGAGCCACCUGAGAAACUCAAGACCGCACUCAAGAAAUUCGGCCUGCCGGAGAAGGGUGUAUUUGACGUGUGUGAAAUUGGAGAGAGCCGGGAGUUUUGA